GAUCGUCGCUGGCUGUCAGGCGCUUUUCCCUGACAUUUCGCCGCACCUUGGAACUUUUUGUCCAUGUCACCAGCGCAGCCGAGGCCAGGAGACCCAGCAGCGCCCAGCAAACUCCUUUGCUCUUAUUACACGGAUUCGUUUAGCCAGACCCGCAGUUCACCCUGGUGAUGGAUUUUAACCUGCUGACAGACAGUGAGACCCGCAGCCCGGCGCUGUCUCUGUCUGACUCCGGAACACCGCAGCAUGAGUCGGGAUGUAAAGGCCAGGACCAAAGCGACACCGAGAAAUCCCAGCAGAACAAGUUGGAUGAGUCAGGUGUUGAAGACGGCUCUCUGAAGAAGAAGCAGCGGCGGCAACGGACUCACUUCACCAGCCAGCAGCUCCAGGAGCUGGAAGCCACCUUCCAGAGAAACCGCUACCCAGACAUGAGCACAAGAGAAGAGAUCGCUGUGUGGACCAACCUCACUGAGGCUCGGGUCAGGGUAUGGUUUAAAAACCGCCGUGCAAAGUGGAGAAAAAGGGAAAGGAACCAGCAGGCAGAGUUAUGUAAAAAUGGCUUUGGCGCCCAGUUCAAUGGACUCAUGCAGCCGUAUGAUGAAAUGUACACAGGCUACUCCUACAAUAACUGGGCAACCAAAGGGCUCGCAAGCAGCCCGCUGUCUGCCAAAAGCUUCCCAUUCUUUAAUUCAAUGAAUGUAACUCCCCUGUCAACCCAGCCUAUGUUCUCGCCUUCAAGUUCCAUCCCCUCCAUGAACAUGCCCUCUAGCAUGGUGCCCUCGGCUGUAACUGGAGUCCCUGCAGCGGGGCUGAACAACCUGGGGAACAUCAAUAACCUCAACAGCCCGACAGCGCUCAACUCUGUAGCGGUGACUGCAGCCACAUGCCCCUACGCCACCACAGCCAGCCCCUACAUGUACAGAGACACCUGCAAUUCCAGCUUGGCAAGCCUACGGCUUAAAGCAAAGCAGCACACCAACUUCGCCUAUCCAGCGGUGCAGAAUACCGUGUCCAACCUAAGCCCCUGCCAGUAUGCUGUGGAUCGGCCUGUAUGAACUCCACAUAUGACUUUAUAUGGCAGCUGUGAAGCCCACCGCCACUCCGAAUUCUCAUCUCUUCAGGUCCAUCUCUAAACUGCUGGUGGUGCAGCAGAUCAGUUUGUGUCCUGAUGGUUAACCAUCAACCGGGUCACCGUCAACACCAACAAAUGGGACUCCACAGAUUGUUUCCCCUACGAAACGACCACAGUUGCAGAACUGAUCAAGCAUUUUCAAGCUAGUUUUAAAGAGGAGGGUUUGCUUUUCCUUCUUUUGAACUGCAUGAUGAGAGAAAUAACAGAAAUCACGGAGAAGUGAACUGUUGGACUGGUUGUUAGCAUCUUGGGUGAGAAACAUGAAACAGAGCUCUCACAGAAAGUGGGCUUGUGGUUUCAAAGCCAGCUAAAAAUGUUCUUUUUUUUCUGCUUUCGGUGAAUAUAUAUAAUGAGCCCCAAGUUAUUCAUACCCCUGGCAAAAUUAGAUAUAAGUGUUUUAUUCAACCAAGAACCUUACAUCUGUCCAAAUGUAAUAAGAAAAUAUGAAAGGACCAUGAAUAUUAAAAUGUCAUCUGUUUUUGUUUAAAUUAUAUUAAAAAGGCAUUUCCAAAAUUAUUUCUGCUUUUUAAUGACUGAAGAAAAAUAUAUAUAGUUGGCAAUACAGCAGUCUAACUUUCUCCAGUGAUAUCUGACCAGCAGUUUUUCAUGUAUUCAGGUAUUUGGAUAAUUUAUCUGUAGCAAAGAGCUCCAAGUCUUUGAAGCGGGAAAGUCACCAUGCCAUCACCAAAAAUUUUUUUAGCUCUCUCCUCAGAUUCAAGAUGGGAUUUCUGGGUAGAAAACAAAAUAACAGUCUAGUUUUAUGACUAAUAUUAUUUUGAGUCAGAAAAACACGUUGGCUAAAUAUUACUUGGAAUAUUACUUUAACGCUAAAUCUGUCCGGGGUAUGAAUAUGAUGUCGUAUGACAACUACCUAGUAAGGACCAUAGAUAAACAUUCUAUGUGCACAGUGUUUAGAAACUAGAACUGCAAAAUAAAAAAUAAUAAUAAUAAAUGGUUUUACCCUGCAGGUCCUCAUGGGGAACUCUGGAGUUUGAGAAGUCUUGGAAGUGAACACUACUCUGUAAUUUUAAGUAGAAAGUUAUCUAUUUAAAUACACGCUACAUUUAGUACACAAGCAAAAUUUUCAAGCAAAACUCUGAAAAGCCAUUUAGUAUAGAAGUUUGUUCCUGGUCCAUGACAGUAAAAGUGUAUGUAAGAAAGAAAACAUUUAAAAAUACAAGCUUUUAUUCUGGUGUUGCUUGCUUUGUCUCAUCAAAAAGAAGUAAAGGAAAUGUUUCCAUGAACUACAAUUAAACAGAGUGUCCCAUAACAGCUUAAAACUCUAGACAGCUCCAGGUUACUAUGUUCCUUCACCCCUUUGUCUCUCUACAUUGCACUGUUACCAUUUUAUCCUUGUACUUAUCAUUCCUUACCAAUGUACUUACCCUUUGGUAUGUUUUUUGUUGUUCUUUUUUGGGGGGUGGAUGUGCAUCUUAUGAAAUCACAGAAAUAAACAUUGGUUAAAAAAAAAAAAAGAAUCUCUAUGUCCAGGCAAAAAGGUCCUGUAAAGUCCUAUUAAAAUGCAAGUAUUUAUUAUUA
Molecule: messenger RNA, 2668 nt
Organism: Poeciliopsis prolifica (blackstripe livebearer)
Lineage: Eukaryota; Metazoa; Chordata; Actinopteri; Cyprinodontiformes; Poeciliidae
Gene: pitx3
Product: paired-like homeodomain 3
Exons: 4
Coding region: 168-1052 (294 amino acids)
Biological process (GO): anatomical structure morphogenesis; regulation of transcription by RNA polymerase II
Cellular component (GO): nucleus
Molecular function (GO): DNA-binding transcription factor activity, RNA polymerase II-specific; RNA polymerase II cis-regulatory region sequence-specific DNA binding
Source: RefSeq, a predicted model, not a curated record